Pseudoliparis swirei is the source of this 1677-nucleotide messenger RNA. Its product is annotated as zona pellucida sperm-binding protein 3-like. The coding region runs from base 83 to 1303 and encodes 406 amino acids. Gene Ontology annotation, cellular component: extracellular matrix. NCBI's taxonomy places the organism in Eukaryota, Metazoa, Chordata, Actinopteri, Perciformes, Liparidae. The record is from RefSeq and is a predicted model, not a curated record. The transcript is spliced from 8 exons. Gene Ontology annotation, biological process: positive regulation of acrosome reaction; binding of sperm to zona pellucida; egg coat formation. Gene Ontology annotation, molecular function: acrosin binding.
GUGAUUGUUAGUGACCUGCUGGUCACUAAUCAAGGAUGAUGAGUUUCAGGUGUGUUCCUCUUCGCUCGUGUUGACGGGGCACAUGAGGAAACUUCACCCGGAGAAGAGUGUUCAACGCACCGCCGCCACAAUGCCUCUCACGUCCCUGGACUUCACACUUCUUCUCUAUAUUCUCUCCAGAUUGGUGACGAUUCAGUGCUACACUUACCAGACCAAACCUCUGUUUCUGUCUUUCUCUGAAUUGGCCGCCCUUGAAGCGGACUCUUCGCACGAGGCGAACAAAGCUCACUUCGGGGACCCUGUCGUCGACCUCAAGGUCAAGACGUUUGCGGUUAAAUGUCACGAGGAAGCCGUCGAGGUUGUGAUGAAAGCGUAUCUGUUUGAUCCCGCCCGCCGGCCCGUGGAGCCCGCGCACCUGCGGCUUGGACCUUUCAGCGCCGUGCAAGAUCACUGCACGGCCAAGAUGUCUGCAACGGGGGAGUACGUCAUCAGAGCGUCUCUGGCUGAGUGCGGGGGUGAAGUGACGUUCACCGACAGUGCAGUGCUCUACAGCAACCUCCUGCUGUACUCGCCUCCUCCAUCACCUGGAGGCUUGUUGCAAGCUGAAGGAGCUGCUAUUCCAGUCCGGUGUGAAUAUGGAAGGAGGUACACAGUGAGAAGCCGGGCCCUGAAACCAACCUGGAGUCCUCAGAUCGCCAUCCAGUCUAAACAUCUGGACCUGGACUUCCACCUCAGGCUCAUGACAAAUGACUGGAGCCGCGAGAGAACGUCAUCGGUUUACUUCCUGGGUGAAGUCGUCAACAUCGAGGCCUCUGUCGAUGAUCAUCAUCAUCACCUUCCUCUGCGUCUGUAUGCAGACCGCUGUGUGGCUACUCUGGGCUCCGAUGGGAGUUCUUUCCCCAGUUACCCCUUCAUAGAUCACCACGGAUGUUUUAUAGACUCGCAGCUGAACGGCUCGAGAUCCCGUUUCCUGCCCCGGGUCCAGGACCAACUCCUCCACAUUCAACUUGAACCUUUCCUCUUCCACCAGGACCACAGGCACACGAUUUAUGUCACGUGUUACCUGGAAGCGGAGCCCAGUUCAAACAAGCAGGGAGGGAAGAAGGCCUGCUCGUUGAGGAGGGGGAGGUGGAGGUCAGUGGACGGGGAUGACCGUGUGUGUAAGAGCUGCAGCAGAGUUGAGGUGAACCGCUCCAGUGGUGCCAAGUCCAACCGCAAGAGGGCGCUGCGGAGCAGAGCGAAGCCCAGACAAACUGAGCUGCACCAAACCAACUUGGGUCCAAUGAUAUUUCUGCCUUUUUAAAAAUGAACUACAGUUGGAAAACACAAACCUCUGUAUUGAAGUGAUUGAGUUAAAUAAACAUGUUUAAGUAAUUGAGAAAUGUGAGGAAAAAAGUACAUUUCUUAAUCCUGGCGCAAUUAAUAAUAAUGCAUUUCAUUUUUAUCGCACUCUUCCUUCAAAGAAUCUCAGUGCCACACAUAUCGUGAAAACAAAUAAAACCGAUUAAAACAUAGUUAAAGCAACCCAUACAAAAAUAAAAUAAUAAUGUUUAUAAUUACAUUAUAGUGUGUAAUAAUAAAGUGUUGCUGGGGCAUUUAUCCUUUUUAUGUCCAUAUUUCUCUUGGUGUAAUGAAACUCGGAUGGAUGUUGGCAUAUUUGCACACUUAUUAUUUACU